AUGUCUACUUCAACGGCGACAACCACCCAACAGGCUGAACUAUCUGUUCUCCUGGCCGCUGAGCAGCAGAUUCCCUCGGCUGCUACCGAUGUCAAGUUCCAGUCUCUCGCCCGCGGUAACCGCAAUGGUACGCUGAAGUUGCGCGGCAUUCCCACUUUCUCUGAUCCCCUUGAGAAGCGAAAGUGGAUGAAAGAGCACAUGGCCGCUGCCUUCCGUUGGUUUGGUAAGCUGGGGUAUGGGGAGGGAGUCUCUGGUCACAUCUCGAUGCGCGAUCCUGUCCUGAAGGAUCAUUUCUGGAUGAACCCCUUUGCCAAGCACUUCUCUACCAUCAAAGCCUCCGAUCUUGUGCUGGUGGACCACGAAGGAUACGUCACCGAAGGAGGUGCCCAACUGCCCAUCAACGAGGCAGGAUUUAUGAUCCAUUCUGAAAUCCACAAGGCCCGUCCAGAUGUGGUGGCCGCGGCACACACCCACAGCAUCCACGGCAAAACAUGGAGCGCAUUUGGAAAGCCCAUUGAAAUGCUUACGCAAGAUGCGUGCAACCUGUAUGGUCGUAUCGGCGUCUAUGAUGACCAUGCCGGCGUUGCCCUCUCUCAGGAUGAGGGCAAAGCAAUUGCAAAGGCUCUGGGAAAGGAUAAUAUUGCAUGCAUUCUUCAAAACCACGGCCUCCUGACUGUUGGUACAACGGUCGACGAAGCCGCUAUCCUCUAUUCUAUGUUGGAGAAUGCCUGUCACUCUCAGCUUAUGGCUGAAGCGGCUGCGGCCAAUGGCAUCCCCAAGAGAAUCAUCAGCCCCGAGGUGGCUCAGUAUACUGCUGAAUUUGCUCAAAACCCGCACAACUUCUAUACUGAGUUCCAGCCAGAGUUUGAUUUGAUCGUUGAGGAGACAAAUGGAAGGGUCCUCCAGUGA
Penicillium cinerascens is the source of this 909-nucleotide messenger RNA. RefSeq names its product class II aldolase/adducin domain protein. The record is from RefSeq and is a predicted model, not a curated record. Gene Ontology annotation, molecular function: actin filament binding. The transcript has 5 exons. Gene Ontology annotation, cellular component: cytoskeleton. Lineage: Eukaryota; Fungi; Ascomycota; Eurotiomycetes; Eurotiales; Aspergillaceae. The coding region runs from base 1 to 909 and encodes 302 amino acids.